Messenger RNA from Gadus chalcogrammus (walleye pollock), 1572 nucleotides. It is a transcript of the gene rpe, whose product is annotated as ribulose-5-phosphate-3-epimerase. Lineage: Eukaryota; Metazoa; Chordata; Actinopteri; Gadiformes; Gadidae. The transcript is spliced from 6 exons. Bases 86 to 772 code for a protein of 228 amino acids. The record is from RefSeq and is a predicted model, not a curated record. Gene Ontology annotation, cellular component: cytosol. Gene Ontology annotation, molecular function: metal ion binding; D-ribulose-phosphate 3-epimerase activity. Gene Ontology annotation, biological process: pentose-phosphate shunt; pentose-phosphate shunt, non-oxidative branch; carbohydrate metabolic process.
GUAGGAAUCUGUCAGCCGGCUCAGAGGAACUGGACGCAGAGCACACAUACACAACACACCCACCCACACACAGAUAGACCACAGCAUGGCGUACACAGCGAAGAUCGGGCCGUCCAUCCUCAGCAGCGACCUGGCCCGCCUGGGCAGCGAGUGCGUCCGGAUGCUGGAGUGCGGGGCAGACUACCUGCACCUGGACGUGAUGGACGGACACUUCGUCCCCAACUUAACCUUUGGACAUCCGAUGGUCGAGUGCUUGCGGAAGUCUUUAGGGCCGGAUCCCUUCUUUGACAUGCACAUGAUGGUGUCCCGACCGGAGCAGUGGGUGAAGCCCAUGUCUGCAGCCGGAGCCAAUCAGUACACGUUUCACCUGGAGUCCACGACCAACCCUGGGAACCUCAUCAAGGAGAUCAGAGAGGCCGGGAUGAAGGUGGGCCUGGCCAUCAAGCCUGGGACCACCGUAGAGGAGCUGGCUCCCUGGGCCAACCAGAUCGACAUGGCCCUGGUCAUGACCGUGGAGCCUGGCUUCGGGGGACAGAAGUUCAUGGUGGACAUGAUGCCCAAGGUCAGCUGGCUACGGAGCCAGUUCCCCUCGCUGGACAUCGAGGUGGACGGAGGCGUGGGCCCCGACACCAUCCACCGCUGUGCCGAGGCCGGAGCCAACAUGAUCGUGUCGGGCAGCGCGGUGAUCGGGAGCGCCGACCCUCGCUCCGUCAUCGCCCUGCUGCGCACGGCUGUUUCGGAGGCCAUCCAGAAGCGCUCGCUGGACCGCUGAGGGCGUCCGUCCGUCCGUCCGCUGCGAGGGCACAGACCGCUCUUUGUAUGUUUGUCCUUGAUUGGGCGCGGGGACAGUGACGGGACAGUGCGGCGUUGACACGAGAUAGCGGGCUACGGCGGUAAGAGGAAGUUCUCCUCUCCGUCCUCCAACGAAGCGGCCCCACUUUGUGUUUGGUUCCUCCGACCUGCCAGGAAACUCGCCCAGUCUCUCUCUCUCUCUCUCUCUCUCUCUCCGCCUGACGACCGUCACGGGAAAUAAAACUGAACAGUGGAAGAUCGAGUGGCUUGUAUGCAGUGGACUGUAAACAUUCCUUACUAUUUUUGAUUCAUGAUUUGUGUGGAUACUUUUAAUGGAUGUGUCAUUUUUUUGAGAAUAACAUAAUACAGAAUACCGAAUCAUGUUUCACGUUUCUGUCCUGUUCUGUUUGAGCCCAGGCUCUGAGGUCUGCUGUGGUUUCUUUACUGUGACCCGUUUAAUGAACUACGUCUGUCAAACACUAGGUGGCGUCUUUUGACAACUCAAGCCUAGUUGUGAAAUCAGGAAACAGAUCGUCUUUAUGAUGCGAUUGCACAUACUUUGUGCUGCACGAAUCACGGCAAUAGGCCCAAAUUACUUCAGCAUUUGUUUCCUUAUUAUGCUUCCGUGAAAUGACGAAUUUUUCUGCACACAAUGUCCUUGCUUUUGUCGCUUGCUGCCAAACAACAUUAAUUUCCCAAAUAGCUUAGAAUGACAAAAUAAUGGCUUUAGAAAAGCUAUUGCACCGCAUAUUUAGACGCUUCACGGAGCAAUGCACUUCA